AUGAGAGGAUAACUCUUGAAGGAGUUGAAAUCAAAUUUUCUUCAUCCUCUAUUUAAUCGUGUAGCUUAAACCUACUAUUGCUGUCAACCGAAUAAUUUCCAUAACAAAAACAUAAUUUUAUAUUCCUUAAUAUUUUUGUAAUUAACACUAAUUCGUUAUUUUUUUUAUUGUAUGUUUUGUCAUCUAAUAAAAUUUCUGUAAGAUCCCUUCAAUUCAACUCAAUUAUUAUUCAGAUGUGGAUAGAACUUCAGUUUUCUUUGGAAAUAACAUGGCAAAAGGGUAUUCUUAAGGUAAAUGUUAAAACCAAGAGGUAAUAGCUACACUAAUAAUUGCCCAACAAUCCAACAAAGAAUCAAUAAUAACUAAACACCCUGCACUCAUUCCUCUCUUUAAUCCCACUUAAUACCCUAAGACAUAACAUUAUUUUUAUAUUAAAAUAACCAAAGCUAUCUGUUUUUAUUAUUAUAAUAACAAAUGAACGGAUCUGAAGGUGCCAAGUUCCUCAUGCAUUCCCAGAGUACUGUUGACCAGCCAUCUGAUAAACUAGGAGAUUGCAACUAUCAAAAUGGUAAGAAGAUACAAUUUACCUAGCAGAAAGUAAAAACAAAAAGAGCAUCUUGGAUUAAACUGAGAUGAUACCCAAAAACCAAAAAACUAAGUUGAAGCGAAAUAAAAUUUGCAUCAAUAAAAAAGUCAGAAAAACCUGGACUGCCUAAGAAGACUUAUAGCUACAGCGUUCUAUUUAAUAACAUGGGUCGAAUUGGGUUCAAGUUGCCGCAUCAAUGGUUAAUCGAAAUCCAUCUUAAUGUACUCAGAGAUGGAAACGAAUCAAACCAUAAGCUGUAAUCUCUGUUAAUAAGUCUAGUUAAGAAAGAGAAAGCCCUUCUCUCAAGAGGAAGAUUAACUUAUAUUGUAAUUAGUGGGCAAGUACCAAUAAAAUUGGGGGAAAAUUGCCCAAAUGUUCCCAGAAAGAACGAACAAAUAAAUAAGAGAGAGAUAUAUUAAUAAACUGAAUCCACUAAAUAAGUAAGAGCCAUUCACUGAAGAAGAAGAUCAGAUUAUCUUAAAAGCAUAUCAAGAAAUCGGAUCGAAGUGGACUAAAAUAUAAAACCUUUUGGUUGGUAGGCCUGUAAGUAUAUUCCUCCCUGAUUAUUAGGAAAACAUGAUUAAGAAUCGUUUUUACUCCUACCUCAGAUAAAGAUUUUUGAACAUUAAAAACCCUUACUAUUCAAUUCCGUCCAAACCCGAGAAUCCAAGUAUAGAUCAAAAGUUAAAAGUGGAAAAAGAUGAGUAAUUGACAGAAGAAAAAUAACUGAAAGAGGCUGAAGUCCAACAAAUAAAUAAGGAACAUUAUAACCAGAGAAAUACUGAUAUUCAAGAAAUGUCAACUUAAUUACCACUUCUCUAGUCUGACCCAUAUAGUUAAAUUCCUCAACCUCUAUUUCUUGGAAAUUUCUCUUGUAAUUACUCUUCAUUUAUUCAAUAGACCCUUAAUAUUAUCUCUAUUAGGCUCCUGGUGCCAUAGUUUACAUGCCUUGCUUACAAGGACCCUAUGCUGGAUUUCAAAAGCAGAUAUACAUGGUUCAACAAGAUACUAAUUAAUUGAUGCAUUGGUCAAACUCUUGA
Paramecium octaurelia is the source of this 1626-nucleotide messenger RNA. Lineage: Eukaryota; Ciliophora; Oligohymenophorea; Peniculida; Parameciidae. The record is from the annotation of a GenBank genome assembly.